AUGCUGACCGUCUUAGCACUGCUGGACCACUACAACAACCCUCGUAAUGUCGGUUCGAUGAACCGUAAGGAUCUCGAUGUCGGCAGCGGUCUCGUCGGUGCUCCCGCUUGCGGUGACGUGAUGAAGCUCCAGAUCCGUGUCGACAAGGACACCAACACGAUUUCCGGUACGCCCCCGCCAUCCAUCAUCGAUAUAAUGGACGACCCCGCUAACAUGCUCACCAUAGAUGUCAAGUUCAAGACCUUCGGCUGCGGCAGCGCCAUCGCCAGCUCCAGCUAUCUGACCGAGCUGGUCCGCGGCAUGACCCUCGAGGAGGCCGGCAAGGUGACCAACGUCGCCAUCGCCAAGGAACUCUGCCUGCCCCCCGUCAAGUUGCACUGCUCCAUGCUCGCCGAGGAUGCCAUCAAGUCCGCCAUCUCCGACUACUACACCAAGAACCCGCAGGCCCGCAAGACCGACCUGAGCGGCACCGGCGCCUCCAUGCCCGACAUCAAGGUCGAGGUCGAGAAGACCGAGUCCGGUGCAUCGGCCAGUCUGUAA
Messenger RNA from Aspergillus terreus NIH2624, 540 nucleotides. Its product is annotated as putative iron-sulfur cofactor synthesis protein (Isu1). Gene Ontology annotation, molecular function: ferrous iron binding; 2 iron, 2 sulfur cluster binding. Gene Ontology annotation, biological process: iron-sulfur cluster assembly; intracellular iron ion homeostasis. NCBI's taxonomy places the organism in Eukaryota, Fungi, Ascomycota, Eurotiomycetes, Eurotiales, Aspergillaceae. The record is from RefSeq and is a predicted model, not a curated record. The transcript has 2 exons. Bases 1 to 540 code for a protein of 179 amino acids. Gene Ontology annotation, cellular component: cytoplasm; mitochondrial matrix.